Messenger RNA from Prunus armeniaca (apricot), 369 nucleotides. Lineage: Eukaryota; Viridiplantae; Streptophyta; Magnoliopsida; Rosales; Rosaceae. The record is from the annotation of a GenBank genome assembly.
AUGGCGUCGUUUCUGCAAUCGUUGGUAGAUCCAAGGAAGAAUUGGUUCGCCCGUCAGCACAUGAAGGCUGUCUCUCAACGCCUCCGCCAUUACGGGCUUCGAUACGACGAUCUGUACGAUCCCUACUACGAUUUGGACAUCAAGGAGGCUUUGAAUCGGCUACCAAGGGAGAUAGUGGAUGCUCGUAACCAGCGGCUCAAGCGCGCCAUGGACCUCUCCAUGAAGCACGAGUACCUUCCCGAACAUCUUCAGGCACAGCAAACACCAUUCAGGAGCUACCUUCAGGAAAUGCUGGCUCUUGUGAAGAGGGAGAAAGCAGAGCGUGAAGCUUUGGGAGCAUUGCCACUCUAUCAGCGCACCAUUCCAUAA